Molecule: messenger RNA, 1739 nt
Organism: Gossypium raimondii (Peruvian cotton)
Lineage: Eukaryota; Viridiplantae; Streptophyta; Magnoliopsida; Malvales; Malvaceae
Product: aspartate aminotransferase, mitochondrial
Exons: 10
Coding region: 123-1637 (504 amino acids)
Biological process (GO): biosynthetic process; amino acid metabolic process
Cellular component (GO): mitochondrion
Molecular function (GO): pyridoxal phosphate binding; L-aspartate:2-oxoglutarate transaminase activity
Source: RefSeq, a predicted model, not a curated record
UGCAAUUCUGUUGGCCACACAGCGAGAGAAUGAAAGAAACAAAACCAACGAACAAAACUGAAAAAGCCCACUGAAAAACCAAAGAUGAAAGCUCCCUUCUUUUUGAACAAAUACACAAGACCAUGGAAGACGAACCACACCAUUGUUUUUCCUUUCUUCCAACCUUCCUUCCUCUUCAUAUACUUAUUUAUACACCUAAUCCUGUGUUACCUGAACACAGCAGAACCAAAUCAGCGGCAGUUUUUUUCCAUAUCUUGACGAUGAUUAUUUCCCGAUUUCUAAGACGAGGAAUCUUAACUUCCACCAGCCCCACUCGACGACGGUCAUGGUGGGAUCAUGUCACUCCGGCUCUUAAAGACCCCAUCAAUGCUGUCACCGACGCCUUUCUUGCUGAUCCUUGUCCUUACAAGAUUAAUCUUGGAGUGGGAGCUUACAGGGAUGAUAAAGGGAAACCGGUUGUGCUUCAACGCGUUAGAGAAGCGGAAGGCAAGAUUGGGGCUACCAAUUUCCUGGAGUCGACAUCUACAGCUAUUAGCUCGAAAUUGGUUGAGGAGAGUGCAAAAUUGAUAUAUAGGGAAGAUUCGGAUGUCAUAAAAGAAAGAAGGUUUAUCGGAAUCCCGGCUCUAUCUGGAACUAGUGCGUGUUGUAUCUUUGCCGAGUUUCAGAAACGAUUUUACCCUGAUUCAACAAUAUAUUUUCCUGAUCCAACAUGGUCCAGUCACCGCAAUAUUUGGGGAGAUGCUCAUGUUCCGGGCCGAACCUUUCACUACUACCAUCCUGAUUCUAAGGGUUUAAACUUUGUGGCACUCAUUGAUGAUGUCAAGAAUGCACCAGAUGGUUCUUUCUUCUUACUUCAUCCUUGUGCCCAUAACCCAACUGGGGUUGACCCUACGGAUGAGCAGUGGCGAGAAAUCUCAUCUCUGUUCAAGGUAAAGAAUCAUUUUCCCUUCUUUGACGUCGCUUAUCAAGGUUUUGCAAGCGGGGAUGUAGAGAGGGAUGCCCAAGCUAUUAGAAUUUUUCUUGAAGAUGGCCAUUCAAUCGGUUGUGCGCAAUCUUUUGCGAAAAACUUGGGUUUGUAUGGACAUCGAGUGGGUUGUCUCAGUAUUCUCUACAAUGACAAAAUCCAAGCAGUGGUGAUCAAGAGCCAACUAAAGCAGAUUUCUAACACUAUGUAUGGCAGUCCACCAAUUCACAGUAUAUCACUAGUCUCAAAAAUCUUGAGCAAUCCAAACAUUAAGGCCCUUUGGCUCAAAGAGGUUAAGGUUAUGGCAACUCGUAUUCAAAUAAUGAGAGCUACUCUACGGGAAGCUCUUGAGAGAUUACGGUCUCCCCUCAAUUGGCAACACAUAACUAACCAGGUUAGAAUGUUUUGCUUCUCUGGAUUAACUCCUGCAGAGGUCGAUCAGCUUGCAAAGGAAUUUCGUAUAUACAUGACACAUGAUGGACGCAUAAGCAUGGCUGGUGUGACAACAAAGAAUGUUGAUUAUGUAGCAAGAGCUAUUCAUGAAGUCACUGCCUCCGAUCGCGACACCAAGAUAUUACAUAACAUUGGUGCAUAUAAGGUUAAUACUGAUAUAUGCUCAACUUCCCUUGGUACUAAUAAAACAAGAGCAAGGGGAAUGAAUUUAGCCUUGUAAUAUGCACACAUAUAAUUCUUUUAGGUUGUACCAUAUAUGUUGCAGAAAAUUGAAACUUGUUUUUUUUUUUUGGAAAAAGAAAGAAAGAUGACAUUAAAACAA